This is a messenger RNA of Ruditapes philippinarum (Manila clam), 394 nucleotides long. Its product is annotated as sorting nexin-12-like. The transcript has 3 exons. The record is from RefSeq and is a predicted model, not a curated record. Gene Ontology annotation, biological process: late endosome to Golgi transport; endocytic recycling. Lineage: Eukaryota; Metazoa; Mollusca; Bivalvia; Venerida; Veneridae. Bases 37 to 360 code for a protein of 107 amino acids. Gene Ontology annotation, molecular function: phosphatidylinositol-3-phosphate binding. Gene Ontology annotation, cellular component: early endosome membrane; retromer complex.
UUUGCAACGUCAUCAAUACCUGUGUAGGAGGCGAAAAUGGCAGGCACUGGGCAAACUGCAACAGCUAGGAUUCAACCUAAGAAACAGACGCUUGAGGACGCAUAUUCUCCUCCUGCAAAUUUUUUAGAGAUAGAUGUAUUAGAUCCACAAACACACGGCGUAGCCAAAAAACGUUACACAGAUUAUGAAGUCAGAAUUCGGACAAAUUUACCAGUUUUUAAAGUGAAAGAAUCAAGUGUUCGAAGAAGAUACAGUGAUUUUGAAUGGUUACGAAAUGAAUUGGAGCGUGACAGUAAGAUUGUAGUACCUCCUUUGCCUGGUAAGGCCUUUAAAAGACAGCUGCCAUUCCGAGGAGAUUGAUGGUAUUUUUGAGGAUGAAUUUAUAGAAGAAAGA